UAUGUACGUAUAUAACAUUCUGCUAUUUAUUAAAAUUAUAUAUCGUAUAUUACAAUUCUGAUACAUAUGUAAUUGAGGUAUUCGAUGGGAAAAGGACACACACGUUUCCCAAAAAUCUGUGCAUUGUUUGAUGUGUAACAGAUAAGAGGAACCAUAAAAUCACAACGUUUGGUUAUAAGUCAUGUGCACACCGCACACCGUAUGAAACUGUAGCAUAAUAACAGAAUUUAUACAAAGUGUCCACCGGCUAACAUAGAACAUUUUACAAGCCAACGUUGAUUUUGUGAAUUAUCGAAUUGAAUGUAUUUCUCAAAUAUCAGUACUCCAUUAACGUGCGGCAUUGUUUUAUAAAAUAUAAGAAGAUGUUCAAAAAAUUCGAUGAAAAAGACAGUGUUUCUGGGAUACAGCAAUUAAAAUCGUCAGUGCAAAAAGGUAUUCGUUCCAAACUCCUUGAUCUUUAUCCUCAUUUAGAAAGUCACGUGGACACUAUUAUUCCAAAGAAGGAUUCAUUCCGAAUUGUAAAAUGUCACGAUCAUAUAGAGAUUAUUGUAAAUGCGGCAGGAGACCUUUUAUUUUUCCGCCAACGAGAAGGACCCUGGAUGCCUACCUUAAGAUUGUUACAUAAAUAUCCAUUUUUUUUACCAAUGCAACAAGUUGAUAAAGGUGCUAUCCGGUUCGUUCUUAGUGGAGCGAAUAUUAUGUGUCCAGGUUUAACGUCGAAAGGUGCAAAGAUGUCACCUGUAGAAAAGGGAACAGUCGUUGCUGUUAUGGCAGAGGGCAAGCAACAUGCUUUAGCUGUCGGUGUUACUACAUUAUCAACGGGCGACAUAGUCAAAGUGAACAAAGGAGUGGGCAUAGAGAACUGUCAUUACUUGAAUGAUGGAUUAUGGCAAAUGAAACCGGUGAAGUAAAAAGACUGAUGUGUAUGUUGUUCAAAAUGUAAUCAUGUGCGAAAACAUCUUGUUCGUUGCACAAACACGUUCUCUGGAAUUUUUGAAAGUUACAUGUCAUGCUGUGAAAAGCAACAGUAUUGCUACUCAAAAUAAAAAAAAAGAUUAAUAUUACGUUUUUAUUGUACAAACUGAAUGAAUAUGACAAUUUUAUUAUAAUUGUUUAAAUGCAUCAAUAUUAUUCGAAUGUAAUGUCCUACAGUUUACAUAAAUCGAAAGCAAUUCUAUAUAAAUAGAAUUAUGUAAUUGUAGAAAUAUAAUUAACCAGACCCUGA
Messenger RNA from Megalopta genalis, 1225 nucleotides. RefSeq names its product malignant T-cell-amplified sequence 1 homolog (gene MCTS1). Gene Ontology annotation, molecular function: RNA binding. NCBI's taxonomy places the organism in Eukaryota, Metazoa, Arthropoda, Insecta, Hymenoptera, Halictidae. The record is from RefSeq and is a predicted model, not a curated record. Gene Ontology annotation, biological process: formation of translation preinitiation complex.